AUGUUUCUACUUUUCUUACUUAUCUACAUCUUCACUGUUACAGGAAACAUCACCAUUUUCAUAGCCGUGCUGAGAAACUACAAGUUGCAAAUACCUAUGUUUUAUUUCCUGAACCAUCUGUCUGCUAUGGAAAUCUGGUACACUUCAGUCAUUGUCCCUAAAUUGUUGUCCAGCUUUGUAACAAGUAACAGGAGUAUUUCUUUCAAUAACUGUAUGAUUCAGCUGUAUCUGUUCAGUUCUCUUGGAGCCUCUGAGUGUUAUCUACUUACUGCCAUGGCUUAUGAUCGAUACCUAGCUAUUUGCCAGCCUCUGCAUUAUACCACCAAAAUGACCAACUCAACUUCACACCAGCUGGCCUCUGGAUCUUGGAUUGGAGGCUUCAUUUCACCAAUUCUUCCAGUUGUAUUAAUAUCUAAACUUAUCUUUUGUGGUCCUAAUCAAGUGAAUUACUUUUAUUGUGAUUCUCAACCUCUUCUUAAACUGUCCUGCAGCAGUACCCGCUUUACAGAAACAGCAAUUUCUACAUUGGCAACUGGACUUAUAUUUACCUCCUUCCUCCUAACUGUACUCUCCUACAUCUUUAUAAUUUACACAAUUUUAAAGAUUCCUUCAGCCACUGGAAGAAAGAAGGCUUUCUCCACAUGUGCUUCCCACUUAACUGUUGUUAUGAUUUACUAUGGUACCAUAACAGCCAUGUACAUGCAGCCCAUGUCUCGAUUUUCCUUAGAUACCAACAAAGUGUUAUCUUUACUUUAUACAGUUGUUACGCCUAUGCUCAAUCCUAUUAUUUAUAGUUUAAGGAACCAGGAGAUACGGCAUUCCCUGGGAAAGUUCUUUGGAAAAAAGGAUGAACAGAAAUGA
Molecule: messenger RNA, 861 nt
Organism: Staurois parvus
Lineage: Eukaryota; Metazoa; Chordata; Amphibia; Anura; Ranidae
Source: the annotation of a GenBank genome assembly